AUGGCUCGGUCAGGAUGCUCUGAAAUUGCUGCAAAAGAGGUUGGUACAUUUACCUUUUGGGGCCUGUCUGAAUUUUUAAUGAGUUUAGGCCAGCUUAACUCUAUUUUUUCCAGCAAAAUCAAAUGUAUUUUCAAAUUUCCGACACUUUGAACAAAACCAACAAGCCUUAUUCAGCUCCCAAGGAAUUCCAGGAUGUAAAAUGGUGAAUUUUUAACAAAUUAAUUCUAAACUGCCACGUUGAAAGUUCAUUAAAAAAAAUAACUUAAUAUUUUUAAGGCACUUGGCAAUCAGCAAAACCAGCCCAACACCAUCGGUUCAACUUGAACUUGAGAAUUAUGAUCAUUCGAAAUCAUACGAUGUUGAGGGAUUUUAUGUGUUCUGUCAAUCGGGAAAGGAACCACGUACCCAAAGGUUUGAGAAACGCUUUGAAUUUGAUGAUAACACUGUCAAGCUUCAAAUUACGAAAGAAGGUGAACUUUUGGAAGAUUCGGAUGUAGAGGUUCUGAUUUCAAUGAUGAUCAAAGUCAAGACUUUCAAAGCUUCACUCCCAUCACAAAAAGUUCUUCUGAUGUUCCCUGGUGAUCGAUUAUUCGUGAACAGAGAUUUGUUGCGCCGAAAUUCGCAAUACUUCCAGAAUCUCGAUCUAUCUCGCGAAGUUUUGUUAAAUGAAAGAAAAAUCGAAUUUUUGGAUGUUAUUCAAAUUCUGGAAGGAAACAAGGAUUGCCAAAUUCACAAGAAAAAUAUCGGAUACCUGAUGAGAAUGGCCAAAGAAUAUCAAAUGAAUGGGUUGAUGGAAAAGUGUGAAAUGGAACUGAAGACAAGUUCGCAGAUCUCCAAGGAAGAAGCGAUUUGUCUUGCCGAUAAAUACAAGUUGUGCAGUGUCUUGAACCCUGCGAUGGGAAAGUUUCGAAACAUUCAAGAGAUCAGGGAAUUCGAAAAUUCGGAGAACUUUAGGAACUUAGAAACAAAGACAAAAGAAGCAGUUUGGCAAAGAAAAAACUACGUCCUGGCAGGACAAAGAAAUGGAGCUGAUCCUAAUCGAGAAGCUCAACAAAACUUGGUGCAACUUCAAGACCAAUUUGCUGGAUUUCAAUUUCAAAAUCAAUAUCAACAUCCGAAUCGUCGAACAACUGCAGAACAAAUAUUGCUUCGUGUGAAUGAAAUGCGAAAUCAAAACCUUCAAGAGAAGUUGGCAUUUUUCAGAGCUAAAUUUCCUGGAGCACCCGUUUUCCCAAGACCGCAGAAUUAUCAAGGACACCAGGGAGCUCACGAUUUCCAAUGA
Messenger RNA from Caenorhabditis angaria, 1282 nucleotides. The record is from the annotation of a GenBank genome assembly. NCBI's taxonomy places the organism in Eukaryota, Metazoa, Nematoda, Chromadorea, Rhabditida, Rhabditidae.